AUGAUAGAACUAACACCGCUAUGGGAUGUUAUGAAAACAUUGUGGGAGUGCAAAUAUUUCGAACCUAUUUCUUAUGGAGAACUUUUCACAUAUACGACUGACUUAUAUAAACAGAACCUUGCACCAUUUAAAGAUUUGACAUAUGCUCCAAAGUAUUGUGUACAACUGAAGAAGAAAGCAGAGUCAAAAGAAGUAAAUAAAAAUAAGUGCAAGUUCAUUCCUGAGCAUGUUUUCUUUGCUGACUUUGAGUGUAGUACCGAUGGCUUUCAUAAAGCUUUUAACAUAUGUUACGACAAUGAAGAUGGUUCAGUGAGUGAAAGCAUUUGGGGUCAGAACUGUGCAACAGAAUUUUUGGAGCGACUUCCUGACAAGAGUUUAAUAUAUUUCCAUAACCUCAGUUAUGAUAUAAACUUCAUCUUAAGACACAUGACAGAAGUGAAAGGAACUCCCAUCAUUAAAGGUUCACGAACAAUGCAAAUAACUGGUUUAUAUAAAGGAAGGGCAAUUAUUAUAAAAGACUCUUACAGUGUUAUAAAUAAGAAGCUUAAACUAUUUCCUGCUAUGUUUAACUUACAAACAGGACCGAAAGAAGUAUUUCCAUACAACUACUACAGCAGUGUUUUGUUAGCAAAUGACAACAGAACUGGUGUCAUUUCUGAAGCAUGUAAGUUUAUCCAGGAUGCAAAUACAUUCAUGAAGAACAUAGAUUCCAUCAAAGGUUGCAGAAUAGAUGAAAACCACUUCGACUUAGAAAAAUAUAGCACAUUUUAUUGCAAACAAGAUGUAAGAAUUUUAAGAGAAGGUUUUGUAAAGUUCCGCAAUGACAUAUUGAAAGAAUUUGAUUUAAACGUUUAUGACUACGUUAGUAUUUGUUCUAUUGCUAACAAAUUGUUUGAGAACAGAGUGUACUUCCCGAAUGGAAAUCUUUAUGACCUCUCAAAUAAACCAAGAGAAUUUAUUUCGAGAUGCAUUCAAGGUGGAAGAUGUAUGCUGUCAGAUAACAUGAAACAAAAGAGCGAAAAGAAACUCAUUGCUGACUUCGAUGCUGUUUCAUUAUAUCCAUCAGCUAUAGCAAGAUUGUAUACUUUAGAAGGAAUUCCAAAAGUAUUGAAGGAUGAGAUGUUAAGCACAGAGUAUCUCAUGAGACAUUUAUUCGAUGACGACCAAAAGGAACCCAUUGGUGAAAAGUUUAUGUCUGGCUUCUUUGUUCUCAUUAAGAUAACAGAGAUUGGAAUACAUAGACACUUUCCUUUAAUAGUUUGUGACCCUGAACUAAAUCCAGAACUUAACGUUCCCAGAAGUUCAAACACUUGCUGUUUAAUGUAUGUUGACCAUAUAACAUUACAAGACCUCAUAAAAUAUCAAGGUGUCAAAUGUGAAGUGUUGCAAGGAUACUAUUACGAUGGAAACAGAGAUAUUAGAAUAAGAGAUGAAGUAAAGAAGUUGUUUGAGUUAAGGUUAAAGUAUAAGAAAGAAGGAAAUCCUUUGCAAGAAAAUAUAAAGCUCAUUCUGAACAGUAUUUAUGGCAAAACUAUUCUAUCUCCUAUUGAGUCAAAAAUAACCAUAGUAAAUGACAAAGAUGCUAUAAGAUAUGCCAUCAGAAACUACAACCAUAUAGUGAA
Messenger RNA from Trichomonas vaginalis G3, 1622 nucleotides. Its product is annotated as organellar and viral DNA polymerase type B. Gene Ontology annotation, biological process: DNA replication. The annotation marks the transcript as partial. NCBI's taxonomy places the organism in Eukaryota, Parabasalia, Trichomonadida, Trichomonadidae. Gene Ontology annotation, molecular function: DNA-directed DNA polymerase activity; DNA binding; nucleotide binding. The record is from RefSeq and is a predicted model, not a curated record. The transcript has a single exon.